AUGUCCUCAGCAGCCAGAACCGUCACCCUCCGGCGUCUCGAAGUAAUCGCCUUCCCACCAGCCUUAAUCCUCCUCAUCGCCCACGGGAUAGCAUCCGAGCGCGCCUUCCCGGCCCUAGGUCUCCUCCCGCUCGCCGCCUCGGCCGUCCUCGCCCUCUUCGUCCUAAACCGCGAUGCCGUCGCCGCCCUCGGCUCACCGAUCCAAGCCCUCUCCGAGUCCAACAUCUUCUGGGCCGACUGCCUCCUCGCGAUCUUCCACCUGGCAUUCCUGAUCCCGAGUUGGAUCCUCCUGACUGAUCCGUGGCACGAGCCACUGAUUGUGCUGGGGACGUAUUGCACUGUGUUCAUGAUGUUUGACUUUGUCGCCAAGACGGGCUUUUUCUCGUCUACCGUUUCCGAGUAUACACCACUUAGCGACGGCGAUGAACCAGAGAUGGCAGCUCGGGAUAUUGAAGAAGGAAAUGUAGCCAAUCGUCUUUGA
This is a messenger RNA of Colletotrichum fioriniae, 480 nucleotides long. RefSeq lists its product as uncharacterized. The record is from RefSeq and is a predicted model, not a curated record. Lineage: Eukaryota; Fungi; Ascomycota; Sordariomycetes; Glomerellales; Glomerellaceae.